AUGAGGGCUACAAUAGUGAGAGGUGGUCAGAGGUAUCAGGAGUUGAGGGUCUAUCACAGGCGAUGCAGCAAGUUGGAGGCGCAGAACUCCGAGAAACUACCAUCACAAACGGUAGUCAACCCAAAGGAGAAUGCAAGUGCAGUAGUGUUGAGAAGCGGAAAGGAGUUGCAGCCUCAACCAAGCUCACCAUCGAAAGCAGCUAAGGGAGACAAGGAAAAGGAGAGACACGGGUCAAACGAAGACCCCAUUGAGGUAAUAUCUGGUCCCCCUCUCCCUAAGGUUACUAAUGUUGUUAUACCACCCUUUCCUAGUAGGUUGCAGAAGUCCAAGAAAGAGGAAUAUGAGCAAGAGGUGCUAGAAACCUUUAGGAAGGUGGAGAUCAAUAUCCCUUUGUUAGAUGCUAUAAAGCAGCUCCCAAAAUACGCAAAAUUUUUGAAAGAAUUAUGCACUAACAAAAGGAGGCUACGAAUCGAUGAGAAGGUAAGAAUUGGAGAGAACGUUUCAACCGUGAUCAAGAGGACCUUAUUAGAAAAGCGUGCUGAUCCAGGUAUGUUCACCCUACCUUGUGUGAUUGGCAAUAAACGAAUCAAGCGUGUCAUGCUAGACUUAGGUGCAUCUAUCAAUGUCAUGCCAUACUCGAUUUACUGUGCCUUGAGAUUAGGUCAUUUAAAAGAAACUAGAGUUGUUAUUCAAUUAGCUGAUCGUUCUAAUGCCUACCCAAAAGGGAUUGUUGAGGAUGUAUUGGUGCAGGUUAACAAUUUAAUUUUUCCAGCUGAUUUCUACAUCCUGAAGAUGGAGGAUGAUACAGUCACAAUCUUUGGAAAGGAGGACAUGGAUGAUGAACUAGAGUUCAAUGCACAAUCGAACAAGGAAGAGGAGUUCGAUGCAUCCUAUGAUAGUCCGGUACCAAUGCCGGAACAAGAGGCUCUGGAGUUGGAACUAAAGGCCCUACCUGAUCAUCUUAAAUAUGCAUACCUGGGCAAAAAAGAGACACUACUCGUGAUCAUUGCGAAAGGGUUGACUGAGGAGCAGGAGGAGAGGCUCAUCAAAGUCCUAAAGGAACAUAAGGCGGCGAUUGGAUAUUAUCAGAUUGUUAUUGCCCAGGAGGACCAAGAGAAAACAACCUUCACUUGCCSAUUYGGCACMUUUGCUUACAGACGAAUGCCCUUUGGUUUGUGUAACGCUCUAGGCACUUUUCAAAGAUGCAUGAUGAGUAUAUUUUCUUAUUUUAUUGAGAAAUGUAUUGAAAUGUUCAUGGAUGAUUUUACUGUYUAUGGUGAUUCGUUUGAUGACUACCUAAAUAGUUUAAGUAAAAUUCUGAAUCGGUGUGUGGAAACAAAUCUUGUCUUAAACUAUGAAAAAUGCCACUUUAUGGUGAAUGAAGACAUUGUUAUUUCAGCUAGAGGAAUAGAGGUCGACAAGGCCAAGAUUGAUUUAAUUGUGAGCUUACCCUACCCUACAAAUGUUAGGGAGAUUCAUUCCUUUCUUGGACAUGCAGGUUUUUACGGCAGGUUCAUAAGAGAUUUUUCAAAAAUUGCCCUGCUAUUGUCCAAUUUGCUGCAAAAGGAUGUGCCUUUCAAUUUUGGUGAUGAGUGUAAGGAAGCAUUUGGCAAACUCAAGAGGUUGUUAACAAUUGCACUCAUUAUUCAACCACCUGAUUGGAACUUGCCUUUUGAGAUCAUGAGCGAUGCAAGCAACUAUGCGGUAGGGGCUGCUCUAGGUCAACGAAUUGAUGGGAAGAGCCACGUCAUCUACUAUGCUUCCAAAACAUUGAAUGCUGCACAGAGCAACUACACAACUACUGAAAAGGAGCUACUAGCUAUUGUGUUUGCUUUAGAUAAAUUUCGAUCAUAUUUGCUUGGCUCUAAAGUAAUUGUAUUUUCUGAUCAUGCAGCUUUGAAAUACCUGCUAGCGAAGGAGUCAAAACCGAGGUUGAUAAGGUGGAUACUCUUGCUCCAAGAGUUUGAUUUAGAGAUUAAGGAUCAAAAGGGAACUGAAAACUCGGUGGCGGAUCAUCUAAGUAGGUUGGUGAAAGGUGAUGACUCCUCACCCAUCUCUGAGUUGUUUCCUGAUGAGCAAUUGUUUCACAUAAAAGAGAAGACACAGACAUUACAAGAACUGAUAUCAGAGAUGGUUAAGGUUGAAAAGGUUUGUGUGUCAACAACAAAUAGGAAUUACCCUGGCCGAAUGGGGCAUAAAGAAGGUCAAAUAUAUUUGGCUUCUCCAUAUACAGCUGCAGCAUCUGCUUUGACUGGCUUCGUAACAGACCCAAGAGAGUUCUUGCAGUAA
Nelumbo nucifera (sacred lotus) is the source of this 2289-nucleotide messenger RNA. The record is from RefSeq and is a predicted model, not a curated record. NCBI's taxonomy places the organism in Eukaryota, Viridiplantae, Streptophyta, Magnoliopsida, Proteales, Nelumbonaceae.